Molecule: messenger RNA, 2745 nt
Organism: Momordica charantia (bitter melon)
Lineage: Eukaryota; Viridiplantae; Streptophyta; Magnoliopsida; Cucurbitales; Cucurbitaceae
Product: bZIP transcription factor 17
Biological process (GO): regulation of DNA-templated transcription
Cellular component (GO): endoplasmic reticulum membrane; nucleus
Molecular function (GO): DNA-binding transcription factor activity
Source: RefSeq, a predicted model, not a curated record
CUUCUUCCUUCGAUCUCCGCCUUAUAAAAUCCGACCGCUCUCUGCGUUUUCAGUUUCCAAUUUCAACACGGAAACCCUAACCAUGGCGGACCCGAUCGCGGAGGAUCAAAACCCUAACCCUAAUCCUUACGCUUCCGAAUUUGACUCCCUCCAAAUUCCGCCUCUCGAUUCUCUGUUCUUCUCCGAUCCCAACCACAACGUCCCCGGGGAGGAGGAGCCUUUUAUUUAUGCUUCCGGCUCCGCCUUCGAUUUCGGAUUCGACGAGAAUAGCGAUUUCGAGCUCACCUUUGACGACCUUGAAGACCUCUACCUCCCCUCUGAGGCCGACGAUUUCCUCAUUUCCGAGAAUUCCCCGGAGUCGGCUCCUCAUGUUCCGCCCCAGGGAUCGCCGGGAUCGGGGAGUUCUGCGGUUUCCGGCGAUCAGUCUCCUGAUGAUUGUAAGUUUCUUGACAACUAUCAAUCUUCGAAAUUACGGACGAUGGAUAGCGAGUGUCUUUCGGCUCAUUCUGGGGGCUGGGACUCAAAGGCUUCGAGGGUUUUGAAUUGCUCCUCUCCGCAGCAUGGUGGUAGUGAUCAGGAGUUCUCCGGCGGGCCGGCGUCGUCUCAGGGCUCGGGUUCUGGGAAUUGCGGUUCGGGCGUCUCUGAGGGAAUUAAUUGCCCAUCUCGUGAUGCAGAGUAUUAUGAUGAUACUGUCGACCAGAAGAUUAAAUCAGAGGAAAUGGAGAAGAAUUGCAUGGCGAAGAGGAAGAAAGAACAUGAUGAAGGGAAUGCGGAUUCGAGAUCUGCCAAGUAUCGAAAAGCAUCUGGACCUGCAGAUAGCAUAAAUCCCCAAUUGGGUUCCAUUGCUAUAAACGAGGACGAAGAGAAGAAGAAGGCGAGGUUGAUGAGGAAUCGAGAGAGUGCGCAGCUCUCGAGGCAGAGGAAAAAGCAUUAUGUGGAAGAGUUGGAGGAUAAAGUGAGAACUAUGCAUUCAACCAUUGCUGAACUGAAUGGUAAGAUAUCAUAUAUGAUGGCUGAGAAUGCGGGUCUCAGACAGCAGCUGAGUGGUAGUGGUAUGUGUCAGCCUCCUCCUCCUGGUAUGUAUCCGCACCCCUCAAUGGCUCCAAUGACUUAUCCAUGGGUCCCCUGCGCUCCCUAUGUUGUUAAACCGCAAGGAUCUCAGGUCCCUCUGGUUCCAAUUCCUAGACUAAAGUCCCAGCAACCUGCUCCGGUAGCAAGGGGUAAAAAGAAUGAGAGUAAGAAGGCUGAGGGAAGAACUAAGAAGGUUGCCAGUGUUAGUUUUCUGGGUCUGUUGUUCUUUAUUAUGCUUUUUGGUGGUCUAGUUCCUGUAGUUAAUGUCAAAUUUGGAAACGUAGGAGGAGUUCCUGGUAAGUUGGCAUUUGUUAGUGAUAGGUUAUACAAUCAGAAUCGAGAGAGGGUUUUGAGAGUUGGUAGGUAUUCCAAUUUAUCCAAUGGUGUGAAUGUAGGAACUCCUUGUGGGAAAUCUGGUACUUUGAACCGCUUACAGUGUGAGCGAUCUUAUAAGAAAGGACGAGACUUGAAAUUUGAUCAACAAGUAAAAGGGCCGCAGCAUUUACAUGAUUCAGAUGAGUCUAUUAAGGUUGGAAAUGGUAGCGAACCUCUUGUGGCUUCCUUGUAUGUUCCAAGGAAUGACAAAUUAGUGAAGAUUGAUGGAAACUUGAUAAUUCAUUCUUUCCUGGCUAGCGAGAAAGCUAUGGCCUCUCACACGGCGUCUGAUACGGACAAGGCUCGGGAAACUGGUCUUGCGAUCCCUAGAGACCUUAGUCCAGCCCUUACCAUCCCAAACAUCAGGGCAAAUGGUGGUAAACAUUCUAAUGUGUACAGAAAACCUGCCGAACAACCGAAGGCACUCCCUUCUGGUCCAGCUAACAGUUUAAAGGACCACAUCAAAGCAACCGCUGCUGAUGGCAAACUUCAACAGUGGUUCCGUGAAGGUCUUGCAGGGCCGAUGUUGAGUUCUGGCUCGUGCACUGAAGUGUUCCAGUUCGAUGUUUCGUCAACGUCUCCAGGAGCAAUAGUUCCAGCAUCUUCAAUUGCCAACACUUCUGAAUCACAUCGCAAGAAUGCUACUCACCUUAACAAGGGAAGGAAUAGGAGAAUCCUGGGUGGUCUUCCAGUUCCCCUCGGCGGAUCAAAUUUCAACAUCACAGAAGAACCUGUUGGAAACCCACGCAAAGACAGCUUCACAGGUAACAACAAAACAGCUUCUUCCAUGGUAGUUUCUGUGCUCAUUGAUCCAAGAGAAGCUGGCGACAGCGAAGUCGAUGGCGUAAUUACGCCAAAGUCGCUCUCGAGAGUUUUUGUUGUCGUGUUGCUGGAUAGUGUCAAGUACGUCACUUAUUCAUGCGUUCUCCCCCGCUCGGGUCCUCAUCUCGUGUCUACUUAGCACUUGGGAGAAACCAUUUUGGGGGCCAUAGGAAGUUCUGCCUGCCAAUUGAUCUACAUAAUACCACAAAAUUUUGUACAUAACAGUGCAAUUGGUGGCUUUUAAGAAUAACCUUCUUCUAAUCUUGACUUUGAAUGGGCCUUAACUUGCAGGAUUAGUGUAUUUUAAGUUAUAGUCAAAGUUUGUAAUGGGCUGUCUGUAGGUUUUUUCUUUAACUUUCUUCCUCGGUCAUCAAUAGCCGUAGGGUAAAAAGCAGAAGUGCUAGAAACUCAAAUGUUUGAAUGAGUACUAUUUAACUAUCUCCAUUAUACACUAAUUUGCUACUUACUUUCAUUUUA